Triplophysa dalaica is the source of this 1438-nucleotide messenger RNA. RefSeq names its product MAD2L1 binding protein (gene mad2l1bp). Gene Ontology annotation, cellular component: nucleus. Bases 30 to 1208 code for a protein of 392 amino acids. Lineage: Eukaryota; Metazoa; Chordata; Actinopteri; Cypriniformes; Nemacheilidae. The record is from RefSeq and is a predicted model, not a curated record. Gene Ontology annotation, biological process: regulation of exit from mitosis. The transcript is spliced from 3 exons.
GAGGCUAAAUUCAAACUUAAGCAGAAGAAAUGGAAGAGAAAUCAAGAAGGAGAGCGUUUGAGAGUGCGGAUAUGACUGUCAUCAAAUAUAGUUACGCUGUCGAGGCUUCCAACAACAGUUGCAAUAACAAACUUAAUCACGUCGAUCAAUGCGAAACUCAAGCGGACUCGAAAGUUUCAACAGAUGGAGCGUUAGCAAGAAACAAUUUCUGCCAUAUCGAUGAUCACGAAUCCUCACAACACUCACAGGUGGAACAUGUGUGUUUACUUGAUAGCAUUGGUUUUACCGCAAGGCAUGUGGCUGUUGUGGAGUCUUGUAAUGCUCCAGAGGACAAAGAAAAUAUUAACAGCACAGAAGAGUCGAGAACAGGACAACGCGAUGAUGGUUCUGAUCCAGGUUGCCAGCAAACUUGCACUUUAAGCAGUGGUUCCAGCAGUCAGCAUAAUAGUGAAACUAAAGCUGUUCCUGCACACAAUAUUGAUGAUGAAGAAAUAUUCAGAAGAGCAAAAGAGGAGGGACGCGUGACAGUUGUCUACCCAGGACGACUCACACAGGACGGCUGCUGUAGAUUUGUCUGUGAGCUUCUUAAGUGUGUCCUUUUUCAGAGGCAACAGCUACCCAUGACUUAUGACCAAAUGGUGGUCCUUCAGAAACAACAGCAUAAUGCCACACAGACAGAGGGUUUGGUGAACCAUCGGCCUGUGAAGACCUCAGGGGGGUUGGACUGGCGUCGUUGCCAGCGGACAUUGCAGGAGCUGGAUGAAGUUCUGGCCCACCUUGAAGCCCUGUUUUCUCUUAGCCAAGUCCCCCGUGUGCUCUUCAUGCUGGGAGGGUCUACCAUUCUCCCCACCGAGCUAUACGAGGUCAACAUGGAAGCUGUGGCCACCGGGGCUGGAGAAAACAGCCUAAGGACUUCAGCAUGUCUAAGACAGCUCUUCCGCACGCUGUUUGUGGCCGACCUUCUAUCGGAUACGAGGUCUGUGCGUAUCAUGACCACCACCAUCAUGGCUCUGGGUCACCGGGAUUGUGGCGUUACUGGGUUCAAACCAAAAGUAGAUUUCAAGGUUCCCACAAAAGUGAAACAACAUGUCAUCUCUAUAGCCAGUGAUUUGUCACUCGUUGGGGAGCUACAAAAAUGUAACCGAGAUGACCUGGAGGAUUAUGUAUGGUUUCAGGUUCCCAUCACUGUCAAAGGUUUCUGUAAAUGAAAAUUAAGUGUGGCCUAGACAGACAGGGAAUAAAGACAUAUUUCAGGGAAUGUUGGAACAUGAUUCACUCCAUUCUCAGGGAUCACUGUGUCUGUAUUUUGGCUGUUGUUUUAUAUGCUUUGUUCACAAAUUAUUUUUUUGGAUGCUUUAAACCCUUAGAUUAUUUAUGACCAGUUUACAUGAUCACAAUACAUUUUUUAUCUUUCACGGUAUAUAACAGGAUAUCUUAA